Ictalurus furcatus (blue catfish) is the source of this 3186-nucleotide messenger RNA. RefSeq names its product HMG box domain containing 4a (gene hmgxb4a). Lineage: Eukaryota; Metazoa; Chordata; Actinopteri; Siluriformes; Ictaluridae. The transcript is spliced from 14 exons. Bases 170 to 2029 code for a protein of 619 amino acids. The record is from RefSeq and is a predicted model, not a curated record.
CCGGCCAUCAGCGAAGCGGAAACCAGGGGCUGUCGUCGGUAAUACAGCCGGCUAUCUGUAGCCUACCCCGGGCUGUCGGAUUUCGUGCACUUCAGACAAGGGAGAGUCGGACCCCGGAGGAGCCAAGGGGACUGAUUGUUGAAACCUAGUCAGUGACUGACAGCUGCACAUGGAAUUUGAAGAGAUAAAACGGAAAGGUGUAAUGGAGAUGUCGGGUAUAGAAGGAGAGGCAGGUCUGGUGGCUGGUCGCAGUCAGAGGGAGAAAAAGCGCUCAUACAAAGAUUUAUUGAGAGAAGAGGAAGAAAUAGCCGCACAGGACUCUGAGUUGAUAGUGACAGGUGGAGAUUUACACAAAAAGAAGAAGAAGCACUCAGGUGAUGAGCACCAUUAUAAAGACCACCAUGGCUCAGGGCCUCCUCAUAAGAAGAAGCGCAAGUCCUCAGAACGCUCACCUUCACGCUCGUCUUCAUGCUCCUCGCAGCCAGCCCACUCUACAGAUACUGCUAUGGGCCUCUUGCAGGCCAUCACCUCACCGAUGGCCACAGGCUCCGAGCCUGGCCCUAACUUCCAUAAAAAACCCUCUUACCCUCCUCACUCCUCACAUUCCUCCUCCAAAGAUCGCAAGCGUGAGGGUGGCUCCAAGAGUAGCCUCUCUUUCUCCCACUCUUUCUCUCAUUCCCGCCAUCCAAGUUCAUCUAAGAAGCAUUCUUCGUCCUCCUCGUCUUCCUCCAAGUCGUCAUUGUUCCAUUCCGGAGCGGGGAAGGGUGAGCCGCUUACACUGCGAGAUGGUGAGGGCUUGAAAAUGAAGCUCAUCCUUUCGCCCAAGGAGAGGAACGAGGGAGGAGAGUCGACUGAAGGAUUCCCCUUCCCUGCACAUCCGUCUUCAGGGAGCAUGGGACAUCAUUCCUCUUCUGGCAUCAAAAAAAGCGGGAUGAAGAAGGAGAAGGACAGGGACCGAAUGACAACGUCUAAGCCACCAAAGAAGAAACAGCACAGCCGAGAGCCUCUGCCCAUGGUGGGGAAAGAAGUAGAAGUGGAGGGACAGUAUGGUGGGUCUUUGGCACAUGGAGGAGAUUGUUCAUCCUCAGGAGCGGAGCUAGAGGCAGGUGAACUGAUCAUUGACGACUCCUACACACACCUUUCAUCUAAAAAGAAGAAAAAAAGCAAAAAAAGCAAAAAGAAAAAGGACAAAGAGAAGGACAGGGACAAGGAUAAAAGCUCAAAAGAGAAGAAGCACAACAAAGGAGGAAAUGCAGAAAAGAAAAUAUUUAAAGGGGACUCAUCCAGAAGUCACUCCCAUUCCCACAGCUCGUCCAAUCACAGUACCUCAUUAGGGACAUAUGCUAUGGCUCCAGCGAUCACCUUGCAACAUCAUCAUCAGGGUGCUGACCUGAUGAUGGUGAAGAAGAAAAAGAAGGAGGAGAAGGAGAAGGACAAGCAUGAUAAAGACAAGAAAAAGAAGAAGAGUACGACAGCUUAUCAGGUGUUCUGUAAAGAGUACAGGGCCAAUAUAAAUGCGGAACAGCCUGGACUUGUGUUUGGGGAGCUGAGUAAGAAGCUUGCAGAUGUUUGGAAUCAUUUACCUGAAAAAGACAAGCAGGUCUGGAAGCAGAAAGCUCAGUAUCUGCAGCAUAAGCAAAUUAAAGCUGAUGCCACUACCGUCAAACAGAAGACUUCCUUAUCAGAGAACAAAAUCAAGAGCUCCAGUAAGGUUGUGGGUACGGGGGCGGGGUUGACCACUCCAAGCCGCUCUUCUCUGACCAUCCGGGUACCAGAAGUUGACCCUAUAGAUGCUGCUGCCCAUCUGCAGCUCCUUGGGGAGUCCCUCUCUCUCAUCGGACACAGGCUACAAGAGACAGAAGGAAUGGUAGCAGUGUCUGGCAGUCUCUCUGUCCUGCUAGACUCAAUUUUGUGUGCUCUCGGUCCAUUAACCUGCCUCACUGCUCAGGUCCCUCAGCUUAAUGGCUGUCCCCGCAGCGUCUUGUCAAGCACGCUGGACAACAUAGCAUACAUCAUGCCAGGACUAUGAAACUGAAGAAGAGAUGACUUUACACCAAUUGCACUUCAUAAGAAACAGGACUCAUCAAAAACAACCAUGAAACAAAAUGACAAUUUUUGACAGUUUAUUUCUGUUAACAAUGCACCAAUCAGGUCUGGGGCAAAAACAUUGGACAUUUGUAGACGUAGAACUGUUUUUAAAUCUUAAAGUGUUUAAUAUUUUUUAAACUGUAUUUCUUUAAUAUUUUUUUAAAAAAGUAUCAGAAAUCUUAUUCUAGGGAACACGUCUAUGUCAGGUUAUUAGAUUUUAUUGUUUUAUUGUUUAAAUGUGUCCCAGUGAGCGUGUGCAUGUGUGUAUGUUUAUGUGAGCGUGUUGUGUGAAAAUUGCCAUACUUUUAUUAUGUAAAGAGCAAUUUAUUUUUAUGCAGAUAUGUACAGUUUUAUGUCUGGGCCUAAGGCUGUUUUUAUUUUAUUUGAUUAUUUUUUUAUUUAAAGUUAAGUUAAUAGAAGCAAACAGUAGUUUAACUGCAGUAGUCCUUUUACUGCCAAACUGUUUUUAUACUUGUAAAAUGUAAUAUGUUAUCAUUUGUUUAUAGUAAAAGCAUGUAUGAAAUAAUUUUGGAAGUCUGACCUAACAAUUUGCAGUAAUGCAUAGAUUUAGAAGCAUAAACCUGUACAGUUCGUUAUUACUAAGCUUUAUUUUCUCCCCAAACCGAUGAAAAUAUGCAGUUUGCAUUUUAGUAGAUUUCAGGUGAACUUUUUUGAGCAGUUUUUUUUUCUUUUUGUAAUUUCCAAAUAUUUAUCUAAAACAUUUUGAUUUUUAGCUUCUUUAGGUUUGUGCAAAGAUUUUGUGCUCCAUAUCAUGAAGAAAAAAUAACCCCAAAGAACAGAGAAAGUUUUCUGAAGUCUUUAAUUACAUCUAAGUACUUGCACAGCCAUAGCUUUAAUUAAUGUAGAAGAGGCAGUCUAGGCAUGCAAUAAUUACAAAUAAUACAUUGCUGCUUGUACAAUGAUUAUCUUUGUUUGUUAGUCUGGCAGUCUGCUUGUAACCACUGGCACUUUAACUCCUGUUCUUAAAAAAACAACAAACAAAAAAACCCCAAACGUGCCUUAAAAGGGAAUGAAUAGUUUGAAUAGCAUAGACAGGGUGGUUCAACUUUUUCUGCACUAAUGUGCAAGACUGUGUGU